CCAGUAUGAGGUUUCUCAGUGAUUGAUAGAACGUCUUCAGGUUGGAGUUUGUGCCUUAUCCUAUCUAUUGAUAAUGUGAUAUCAUUCAGUCCACUUUGUAUUAGUGUUAAAAACCGUUUAAAGUAGUGACGAAUUGAAAAAAUGGCGAACACAGAAAGUCAAGGAUUCAAAUCGGUUCCGGAAGGAAGUGUUGUUGUGAUGGAACUUUUCCGGCCAAGUAAUAGUAAUUCUAAGCCCAAUGGUUCAAUUUUCGAUCGAGCACCUCCAAGUGAAUGGAAAAUCAAAUGGCCCAGAAAUAUAGAUUUUCUAUUCGUCUGUACCGGAUUCUGCGCUGGCCUGGGGAAUUUUUGGCGAUUUCCCAGUAUAGCCCUUCGCUACGGUGGAGGAAGUUUCCUUCUAGCAUAUUUGCUCGUACUACUAAUUGUGGGCGUACCAAUAUUUUACUUAGAAGUUAUUAUGGGACAAUUUGUUAGUCGAGCAGGUGCUCGUGUUUUUGAUUGUGUACCAAUUGUACGAGGCUUAGGGUAUGGUCAGAUCUUCCUUUCAAUUGUGAUUGCCAGUUAUUAUUCAGGGAUAGCGGCAAUUUCAGGAAAAUAUCUCAUAUCAUCGUUUUAUCGAAAGCUUCCUUGGAGUAUAUGUCCUGAAGAAACGGAAAGUUAUUGUUUCAACGCCACGGAUACGCGAAAAGUAUAUUAUUUGGAUGGAAAUCGCAGUUCAGCUGACUUGUUUUAUGAGUAA
Molecule: messenger RNA, 738 nt
Organism: Hermetia illucens (black soldier fly)
Lineage: Eukaryota; Metazoa; Arthropoda; Insecta; Diptera; Stratiomyidae
Product: sodium-dependent nutrient amino acid transporter 1-like
Exons: 3
Coding region: 142-738 (198 amino acids)
Biological process (GO): sodium ion transmembrane transport
Cellular component (GO): membrane
Molecular function (GO): L-amino acid transmembrane transporter activity
Source: RefSeq, a predicted model, not a curated record